UUGCUUUUUCCUCCCCCCCCCCCCCCCCCCCCCCACCACCACCACGCGAGGGCGGCCAGACGGCGGCGUCCGGCCCGAGGAGAGGCUCCGACGUCGGGGACUCCGGUCGGUCCGAGCAACGCUCAUCGUCUGCGGCCCGCUUUUGGGGAGACCUCCGUUGGGAAGAUGAAGCGCGUCAAGCGGCGCCUCUCCCAGGCGUUACGAGGGAGCCACACCAUCGACGAGUCGCUCUCGGAGCUGGCCGAGCAGAUGACGGUCGGGGAGAACGCGCUCAAGGACGGCGAACCCGUCGUGAAGAACGGCCGCCCUCCGUCGGUGCACAGCGUCCACUCCUUCCUGCAGCAGUACGCGGGCUCCUUUAAGAAGCCGCCGCUCCGACGGCCUCACAGCGUCGCCGGCGGAGGCCCCGGCUCGCUCGCGGCGAUUCCUCGCCACGGCGGUCGCCUCGAUAUCGUCCACGAGAACCUGAAGAUGGGGUCCGACGGGGAAAGCGACCGAGCGUCCGGUGCGUCCUCGGAUGAGGUCCAGUCGCCCGCCGGCGUUUGCCUGAGGAGCAGAACCAACCGACGCAUUUCGGCAGAGGACCUGAACAAGCGUCUGUCGCUGCCCGCCGACAUCCGGAUACCCGACGGCUACUUGGAGAAGUUGCAGCUGAGCGGCCCGUCGUUCCACCAGCCGCUGAGUCGACGCUCCCGCAGGGCUUCGCUGUCAGAGAUCGGAUUCGGGAAACUGGAGACCUACAUCAAACUGGACAAGCUGGGAGAGGGCACAUACGCCACAGUCUAUAAGGGGCGGAGCAAGCUGACUGAUAACCUGGUGGCUCUGAAGGAGAUCAGGUUGGAGCACGAGGAGGGGGCGCCGUGCACGGCAAUCCGAGAAGUUUCGCUCCUGAAGGACUUGAAGCACGCCAACAUUGUGACGCUUCACGAUAUCGUGCACACGGAGAAGUCGCUCACACUGGUAUUCGAGUACCUGGACAAAGACCUCAAGCAGUACAUGGACGACUGCGGGAACAUCCUGAGCAUGCACAACGUCAAGCUUUUUCUCUUCCAAAUCCUGCGAGGGUUGGCGUACUGUCACCGGCGUAAAGUUCUCCACCGAGACUUGAAGCCCCAAAACCUGCUGAUCAACGAGCGCGGAGAGCUGAAACUGGCCGACUUCGGUCUCGCCAGGGCCAAGUCGGUGCCGACCAAAACGUACUCCAACGAGGUGGUGACCCUGUGGUACCGCCCCCCCGACGUGCUGCUGGGCUCCUCCGAGUACUCCACGCAGAUCGACAUGUGGGGCGUGGGCUGCAUCUUCUACGAGAUGGCCGCGGGCAGGCCCUUGUUUCCCGGCUCCACCGUUGAGGAUGAGCUGCACCUCAUUUUCAGGCUGCUCGGCACCCCCACGGACGACAGCUGGCCCGGAAUUUCUUCUGUGGAGGACUUCAAGUCCCACAAAUUCCCAAAGUACAAGACCCAGCUGCUCAUUAACCACGCCCCCAGGUCCGCUUUGAGGCGGAAUUCAGGCCGAGUGGGCCGCAAUGUCCGUUUCUCAUUUUUCUCCCGUCCCAAAGUCGAAGACAGCUGGAAGGGGGCACUUCCUCCGUUUCCCCCCCCAAAGCAAUUUUUAUUUUUUUGGGCCCUGGACGUUGGCCGUCCGGCACCAGGAGAGGCGGAAGAGCGGCCUGUCAAGAUUGGACACGGACGGCGUCGACCUGCUGACGUCGUUCCUCCGAGUGAGCGUCGCCGCGAGCUUCCGGGAAAACGCGGCAACGAGGCCGCGAUUGACGCCGCUUUUGCUUGUUCUCGCGGGUCGCAGUACGAGUCGAAAAAGAGGAUCUCCGCAGACGAAGCCGCGAGGCAGCCGUACUUCGGGAGUUUGGGGCCUCGGCUUCGCGCGCUGCCGGAGAACGUCUCCAUCUUCACCUUGAAGGAGGUCCGGCUGCAGAGGGACCCCGGCUGCCGGAGCUCCUCCUUCCCCGAGUCAGCUAACGGGAAGAGCAGAAGACAAAGCUUGCUGUUUUAGGCUUUGGACUGUCCUUGUUUCGGGUCAUUCAGGGAGAAUUUCUUGAGCGCGACGGUCUCCUUGCUGGAUGCCGGUGAAGCAUCAUCAUCAUCAUCAUCGUCGUCGUCUUCAGCAGCAGGCCUUCAAAACCACUACACCCCCCCCGCCCCCGACUUAUCCAAGGUUUGGUCUCAACGUGGCCCAACAGAUGUUUCUAUUCUAUAUUUAUUAAGACGACAAAGUGCUGCUAAAAAUCCGACUACUGUUAAGAAUUCUGUCACUUUAAGAAGAACACGCAGUGUGUAUAAAUUUUUAAUCUUU
Syngnathoides biaculeatus (alligator pipefish) is the source of this 2310-nucleotide messenger RNA. Its product is annotated as cyclin-dependent kinase 17-like. Gene Ontology annotation, biological process: protein phosphorylation. Gene Ontology annotation, cellular component: nucleus; cytoplasm. The transcript is spliced from 17 exons. NCBI's taxonomy places the organism in Eukaryota, Metazoa, Chordata, Actinopteri, Syngnathiformes, Syngnathidae. The record is from RefSeq and is a predicted model, not a curated record. The coding region runs from base 166 to 2010 and encodes 614 amino acids. Gene Ontology annotation, molecular function: protein kinase activity; ATP binding.